UCUGGGUUGUGGGAUGCUCGGGCUCUCUGAGCCCUCGCGUCGGAGUCACCACCAUUACAUCAUCUAUUCCCACAAAGCCCAGCGCCAAAUGAGAGCGUUUUUAAUAUUUAACCGGGAUCCCGAUCGUUCGGACGGAGCGGCAUCUCUUCGCCGUGGGGACUGUUAAAAAAAACCAACAACAACAACACAGCAGCACUGUCUGCGGGGAUGAUGGCGUUUCAAUGAACAGGGAGGAGAGGAGGGGGAGAGGAGGAGAGACGUGCACCGUCAUCAGCAUCUGUCCGCCAGCUCCCUUUGUGUUCACCGGAGAAUGUGAAUGGCGAAAGAUGACAUGGCAGAGGUAGAUUUGGCAUCAAACGGAGCGGAACCCCCCGGCGAGGCCUCCUCGGCGUUUCCCUACGAGGAGUACGAGUGCAAAAUCUGCUACAAUUACUUCGACCUUGACCGCCGGGCGCCCAAGAUCCUGGAGUGCCUGCACACGUUUUGCGAGGAGUGCCUGAACACGCUUCACCUCCGGGAGGAGCGGCCAUGGCGCAUCAGCUGCCCCGUCUGUCGCCACCGGACCCCGGUGCCGGAUUAUCGGAUACAAAACCUGCCCAACAACACCAAGGUGACGGAGGAUUUUCCGCUCUACAUCGACUCGGACCCCCUGCCUCAGGACGCUUUGCCGCCGUACCCUCCGCCGCUGCACCCAGCCCUCGUCGCCCUCCGCCGGGAGGAGGCGUCGGGGACGUCCAGCGCCAGCCAGGCGACCCCGUCCACCACCGUGUCCACGGCCACGACCCUCUCCCAGGACUCGGUGCGCUACGACAGCUGUCAGAGCUGCAAGAGGGUGGCGCUGACGACCGGCUGCGUCUGCGUGAUCUUCUCCUUUCUGUCCAUGCUGGUGCUGCUGUUCAUGGGCCUGAUCUUUGUGCACAGUCACAGCAUUCCUCCCUCGCCGGCGGGACCCAUUUGCCUGUCGGUCGCCAGCAUUCUGGCCAUGUUCUCGGUGGUCGUCACAUGGCUCAUCUGCUGGCUCAAAUACAGACCGGAUCAUGAGACGGGCCGCGCAUCCGCCACCAGUAACUCCCGGAGAAACGCCUGACAGGCUGCCGGCGCUGACUGUUGAUGGAGAUGUUGUACUGUGGCCGUGCGAUCAUGUACAUAAUACUGGCUACUCCUGCUCCCUUUACUUUUUUUCUAAGAAUCAAUCUCGUCCAGAAUGGCCUUUUAUCAGUACAGCAAACACCCAAAGGCCUUCAUGUUGUUUGGAGCAAUAGGCCGACAUGAUCCUUGAUAAUCUUUUUUCUCUUUCCUGAAGUUAAGUUAUGCACUUGAAUUUACAGUAGGCCCAGCUGACUGGGCAAGUUGACGAGUGAACAGUGUCCAGCACUUAGAGCGUGGUGUGGGUCCGAGCUGCGGUGGGUUUGAUGACUGAAUGUGAAGUGCUUACUCCCAGGGGGUCUGAUACCCUCCCCACCUGAUCCUGAUAAAUGAUAUGCAUAUGCCACUAUGCCACUCACUGUAUGAUAACUGUCCAUGGCGAGUCACUCUUAUAUCUCAACAAAAGCACUAUUGUAUUGUACAGAUACUUGACAUUGGUCACUUCUGAGUUCCCUGGUGAUGGAUUGAGGUUUUUUUUUUUAAAUUUUUUUAUGGGGGCCUGUAUGUAUAUGUGAGAAGCCUCUAAAAUGUCAUUCCGUUGCAGAGAACUCAUAUUCAUGAUCCAAACUGUAAAUAGUCGGCAGAGGAGCGGUGAGUGGUACUGGAUAGGUGUGAUCGGCCUGUUUUGAAGACCUUUCCCUGAUCUCUGGGCUUUAACUAACCCCGACAGGAUGGCACUGUUUCCUUUCUCACAGUGAAAACUGCACAGGUUUCUCAAAGGGAGUCCAAGAGAUGGCUUGUGAUUUUUGAUCCCUGCAUUUGGCUAAUAUUUUUUUUGUGUGUGCAUGUAAGCUCCCCAAAGGUCAGGGCUUUUAGAUUGAACUUUUCUUUUUCUUUUUUUUUUUUUCUUUUUUAAAUGGAAGGGACAUUGUGUCUCCUGACUCGUGUGCCUCACCUUGUUGCUGAAUGAAGCAAAACUUCACUUGCAAUCAUGAUCAGACUCGUGCACAGGGCCGCCCGCCGCAGACAGCGUCCAGCUGGGGAGCCGGCAGGGAUUUCCUCUUUCUGUCACAUCACUCACACAUCGGAAGUUGAAGACAGGGUUUCCAACACGGAGCUGCCUCCCACAUUGGCACCUUCUUUUUUUUUCUCUUCUUCUUCUUCUUCUUUCUUUUAUUUGUGAAAAAUGCGGGUCUUUGCAUCUGGCUUUGAAAGAGAGGUCAGAAAAGAUUGAGUGUGUUAAACAGGUACAAUCCAGGUUAGAUUCCACCCUCAGCUGCUUCCAUGUUCAAGUUUGCUCCCCGUCGGCCUUCAGAGCCACAUGUGAGAGUCUUUAAGCGUCUGUAUCUUGGUCAGGUCAGUCGUGGCGAACGACUUGAAGAGGGUAAGAUUUGGCGUCGCUCUGGUUCCUCUGAGAUUGUCAGGAGUCGUAAUUACCUCUGGAAACUUCAGGAGCCUGGGAGCUGUGUGGCUGAGAUUAGAAGGAGGCAUACAGAAGGCAUAUAAGCAUUUCAGUGCCUGCACUAACACAAUGCAAAUGUUUUAUUUUCCUCAACUAAAACUUGAUAGAAUUGGAUUUACAUGGGCCUUUUUCCUCCCUCAGAAACACAUUGUAUCAGAACAGAAGCACUGAGCUAACUUUUCAGUGAAAUCAGCUACAGUGGUAUCAAAAAAUGCUAACUACUUCUUCUGAAUAUUACUGUGAACCGUUGGUAAAUUCUGUGUACGUGAUUGUUGCUACGAUUAUUUAUUUAUAAUUCUUCGAUAUGGCAACAAAAAAAAGAAGUGCUACCUUUAUUUGUGGUUGCGGUGUUACGACCCUCAUGUUGACAAAUGUGUGGCGGUCCAUGAAGCAUGUGUAUUGCACUCCUGUGAUAACGCUCUGACUCCCCGAACUUUACCGACAGCGUUUAGUGUGGAAUCGGGAGACGAUUCAGACGCCCAAGCGGUUCAAUCAAAGCACUUAUUGCCCCCUCGCUCGCUCAUGGUGUCCCCACCUCACUGCACGGGGGACACACGGAGCAGAAAACAACAAAAGAUGGUCCAACAUGAUUCUUAAACCUCCUCCCCUAUCUGAUCCCCAUGCUUGCAUCAAUCAUCCUGCUCACCCCCCCCCCCCCCAAAUCUGUCAGAUGAUGCACUUUCAACCUCUUAUUUGACACAAGUUAACGGGGGCUACCUUUGACAAAUGUAAGCAUAUUGUAUUUAUUUCAGAGGACCUAGAAAAAUUUUGUCGGUUUUUAUGGGAACCCGUGGUUGUCGUUGAAGUACCAAAUGUAUUUGCACAGAGAAAAUGUUCCUUACGUGCUGUUUUACAUACAUAAACACAUUUCAGUAAUAAAGGAAAACAUGACUACCCA
Molecule: messenger RNA, 3446 nt
Organism: Acanthopagrus latus (yellowfin seabream)
Lineage: Eukaryota; Metazoa; Chordata; Actinopteri; Spariformes; Sparidae
Product: E3 ubiquitin-protein ligase rnf152-B
Exons: 1
Coding region: 317-1087 (256 amino acids)
Biological process (GO): protein ubiquitination
Molecular function (GO): ubiquitin protein ligase activity
Source: RefSeq, a predicted model, not a curated record